ACUUUUCAGUUGAAAGUUAGUCUCCUGCUCAGACACAAUGUAUCUGAAUGUUUCUUAGUCUCCAUUACUUGCUAUUUAUUAUUCAAUAAAUUUGCCCUUAUUGAAGUUUUGGGAAAAUUGUGAUCUUGGCACUGUAACCAGUUCAGAUUUGGAGGUAGUAUGGAUUUCAAAGUUCUCUGUUUGGGGUUGCUUUGUGUGUUUUUUGCCUCAUAUAUUUAUACACCUAUACCGAGCAACAUUGAAGAACAAUGGAAAGUGAGGAUCUUGGAUGCAGCUGCUAAAAUUUCUACUUUUGUGGCCAUGUGUUUUGAAAAUAUAGGCAUCAUGAGAUUUGAUGAGUUUAUUUCCAUGAUACUCAAGCUGGAUUACACUGAACCAUUUUCGGAUGAAAACAUCACAGUUACUGAUAUGACAUUUGCUAACAUUCCUGUACGUCUGUAUUUGCCAAAGAGAAAAUCAGAAAUCCCAAGACGAGCAGUCAUAUAUAUUCAUGGUGGUGCUUAUUGUUUAGGAAGUUUCAAGCAGAGGGCUACGGAUUUCUUGAAUAGAUGGACAGCCAACAAACUUGAUGCUGUUGUUCUGGGUGUGGAUUACAGACUGGCUCCCCAGCACCUCUUCCCCACUCAGUUUGAAGAUUGUAUCACUCUAGUCAAGUUUUUUCUUCAGGAUGAAAUUCUUGCAAAAUAUGGAGUAGAUCCCACCCGGAUCUGUGUUUCAGGGGACAGUUCUGGGGGCAUGUUAGCUGCAGCUGUGACUCAGGAGGUGCAGAAUAAUCUUGAAAUAAAACAUAAAAUCAAGUUACAAGCUUUACUUUAUCCUAACUUACAGAUCAUUGACUCUUGUUUGCCUUCUUACCAAGAAAAUAAGCAUGGUUUAGUUCUGACACGGGAUAUAGGCAUAAAACUAGUGAGUUUAUAUUUAACCAAAGAUGAAUCUCUACCUGAGGCAAUGAGAAGAAACCAAUACAUGCCUAUGGAAUCAAGACCUCUGUUCAAGUUUGUUAACUGGAGUACUCUCUUACCCAAGAAAUAUAGAAAGGACUAUGUUUAUGUGGAACCAAUUCUUGGAAGAUAUAAUUAUUCCUUGCCAGCACUUACAGAUAUCAGAAUGUCACCCUUGUUGGCUAGUGAUUCUCUGUUACAGAAUUUGCCAUCAACUUAUAUCCUUACCUGCCAAUAUGAUAUAGUGAGAGAUGAUGGAAUUAUCUAUGUUUCAAGACUUCGAAAUGUUGGCAUUAAAGUUACUCAUGAGCAUAUUGAGGAUGGGAUCCAUGCAGCUUUAUCAUUCAUGACAUCACCACUGUACUUAAAACUGGGUUUGAGGAUAAGAGAUCUGUAUAUUAGUUGGCUGGAUAAAAAUGUAUAAAAAUAUGGGGCUAGGUAAUAACUCAUGUUGUACAGUGUAUGGUUUACCAUGUGUGAGGACCCAUUCUGAGAUACUAGGGCCUGGGAAUCCAACAUAUCUUUUAUGGGUAACGGGCAGUUCAGUUCAAUAAUCAGCAUGUAUCCUGAUUUCUUAGAUGCAGUCUUUAUUGAAACAAGCUCUAGUAAGUUAGAAGUUACAUCAGAGGGCCAUGUGGUUGUGCACCUGGUUAAGGGCACACAGUACAGUGCACAAAGACCCAGGUUCAAGACCCUGGUCUCCACCUGUAGCAGGAAAGUUUCACAAGUGGUGAAGUAGGGCUAUAGUUGUCUCUCAAUCUCUUUCCCUAUUUAGUUUCUCUACCAUACUCAUUGUCUCUCUGUUCCUAUUCAAUAAUAAAUAAAUAAAAUAUAAUAAAAAAGAAAAGUUUAAAAAAA
Molecule: messenger RNA, 1799 nt
Organism: Erinaceus europaeus (western European hedgehog)
Lineage: Eukaryota; Metazoa; Chordata; Mammalia; Eulipotyphla; Erinaceidae
Gene: AADACL2
Product: arylacetamide deacetylase like 2
Exons: 5
Coding region: 160-1365 (401 amino acids)
Biological process (GO): triglyceride catabolic process
Cellular component (GO): membrane; cytosol
Molecular function (GO): sterol ester esterase activity; triacylglycerol lipase activity
Source: RefSeq, a predicted model, not a curated record